Molecule: messenger RNA, 729 nt
Organism: Psilocybe cubensis
Lineage: Eukaryota; Fungi; Basidiomycota; Agaricomycetes; Agaricales; Agrocybaceae
Exons: 3
Coding region: 1-729 (242 amino acids)
Source: RefSeq, a predicted model, not a curated record
AUGCAAUUCUUUACUCUCUCGAGCUUUGUUGCUAUCAGCAGCAUUAUUACUAAUGUCGCCGCGCAUUAUGCACCUGUCAACACCACUGGAUCAGACCCUAUCUGGAGCUUUCCGUAUCAAUUGUCGUUAAAUGGAGGAGCAUUGAAAACAGAUCCAUCUAUCAGUUUUGUGAACGACACACUUCACUCGACUUUCAAUCUCACCGACUCCUUCACGGUCGCAGGGUGGCUUAGGGCCACCGGCACAACCGAUUGGCGCACUUUUUUCGCAUUCGAGUCUAACGAUAUCAAUACAUCGCUCCUCAACUUCGCUCUUGCACCUAACACCAUGCAACUUUACUUUGCCUACAUGGUGGAUAAUGUAGUGAACAAUCGCAUCAAUGUCUUCGCCCCAGUGACCGCGCCCGGACCCAACGUCGAUUUCCACUUUGCGUUAGCCAAGGAUGGCAACCAGAUUUACCUCUAUCUCAACGGUGUUAAGGUUUUCAGUUACACCAUGACCGCUCCGAUCUAUGAUUCACCUAUGGCAAGUCGCUAUUUCGCGUUUUCUGUUCAUGUUUAUGACCUCUUGAGCCAGAAAUACAUUAUUUUGGGAAGAACGAAAUUCAACAAUGUCGGCCAGGCUCAGUGGGAAGGGAUAAUUCACGGGGUCGAUGUAUUCGACAAAGCACUGACCCCUUUUGAAGUUGGACGUGAAAUGGCUUUGACCGAGCGAGCAACAUAUGUGUAA